AUGAUUGCAAAAAUGAGCCAGCUUUGCAUGCUUAGUCCAUCACAAACCAACAUUUCUAACUUGAUUUCAAAUGAUAAUCACCUCACAUUACUUGAAAAUCAGUGCACAACCAUACAUGACCUUAACAAAAUUCAUGGCCACCUCAUAAAAACAGGCUUAGCUAACCACCCAAUAGCCAUUAGUCGUGUAUUAGCUUUCUCUGCUACUUCCCUUGCAUCUGACAUUAACUAUGCUUAUUCAAUCUUCACUCGUAUCCAUGACCCUAACCUCUUUAUGUGGAAUACCAUCAUUCGAGGUUUCUCUCAAAGCUCGGUACCUCAGAACGCCAUUUUACUCUUCAUAGACAUGUUAGAAUAUGCAACAGUUGAACCUCAAAGGCUCACUUACCCUUCUGUUUUUAAAGCUUAUGCUCAACUAGGACUUCCACAAUAUGGAGCUCAGCUUCAUGGGAGGAUUAUAAAAUCAGGGCUUGUGUUUGAUCCUUUUAUAAGGAAUACUAUGAUUCAUAUGUAUGCUAACUCUGGAUGUUUGAGUGAAGCCUAUAAGGUCUUUGAUUUUGAUGUCGAUGUCAAUGUCGAUGUGGUGGCAUGGAACUCAUUAAUCAUGGGUCUUGCAAAGAGUAGGGAAAUUGAUGAAGCAAGGAGAUUAUUUGAUGAGAUGGGUUUAAGGAGAAAUGCCAUUUCAUGGAAUAGUAUGAUUAGUGGGUAUGUUAGGAAUGAUAAAUUUAAGGAAGCUUUGUUGCUUUUCAAGAGAAUGCAGGAAGAUGGGAUUAAGGCGAGUGAGUUCACAAUGGUGAGCUUACUGAAUGCUUGUGCAAAUCUGGGAUCUCUUAAACAAGGAGAAUGGAUACACCAAUUUAUAAAUAAGAAUAGGUUUGAGUUGAAUGUUGUUAUGGUUACUGCAAUUGUGGACAUGUAUUGCAAGUGUGGUGCCAUUGACAAGGCUCGAAGUGUGUUUCAGAAGGCUACCAUUAAGGGUUUAUCAAGUUGGAAUUCCUUGAUUUUAGGACUAGCAAAUAAUGGUUGUGAAGAGGAAGCAAUCCGAUUAUUCUCAGAGCUUAUGUCAUUGAAUAUAGAACCAAAUGAUGUCACUUUCCUUGGAGUUCUGACAGCCUGUAAUUACAAGGGCAAUGUCAAUCAAGCAAGAGAAUAUUUCCUGUUAAUGUCUGAAAAAUACAAAGUUAAACCAUUAAUUAAACACUAUAAUUGUAUGGUUAAUGUGUUGGGUGAAGCAGGGUUGCUUAAUGAGGCAGAACAGAUGAUAAAAGGGAUGCCAAUUGAACCGGAUACUAUUAUAUGGGGAUCAUUGUUAUCUUGUUGUAGGAAGCAUGGAAAUAUUGAGAUGGCAAUACGGGCUGGAAAACAUAUUCAGGAAAUUGACUGUAAUGAAAGUUCAGCAUACAUACUUAUGUCUAAUGUCUAUGCAGCCUCAGGUCAGUUUGACAAGGCCAUCAAACAACGAGUUGAGAUGAAAGAGAAACGAGUUCAAAAAGAGAAAGGAAGCAGUUCCAUUGAAAUCAAUGGACAAGUUCAAGAGUUUGUGUCUGGUAGUAGAAUGUUGCAUCCUCAAGUUCAACACCUCAUGUUUCUUGUACAUUCUCACUAUGAUGAGGGAAAUUUAAUGGAAGAAAUAUAUGAAUAAGCAUUCUCUUUAUAUGUGAAUAUGUAGAAUAUGAAUGAAUAAGCAUUAUAAGAAAUAUGAAAGUUGCAUUUGUA
This is a messenger RNA of Spinacia oleracea (spinach), 1715 nucleotides long. Its product is annotated as pentatricopeptide repeat-containing protein At2g42920, chloroplastic. Gene Ontology annotation, molecular function: RNA binding; protein binding. NCBI's taxonomy places the organism in Eukaryota, Viridiplantae, Streptophyta, Magnoliopsida, Caryophyllales, Amaranthaceae. The record is from RefSeq and is a predicted model, not a curated record. The transcript has a single exon. Bases 1 to 1641 code for a protein of 546 amino acids. Gene Ontology annotation, biological process: RNA modification.